AUGACACCAAGAAACUGGACAAAAUACAAUCAAGAGAGAAGUUUAGAAGCUUGGCUUUCAAAUAUUGAUCAUGGGCUGAACAAAAUAGAAAUCAAAGAAGUAUCAAAGAGAGAAAAUGACGCAAUAGUGAAAUUGAUUAGUCGCACAUGGAAAUCAAAUUUGGCUGGCCAAGGUCUUGACGCUCAACAAAGGGGAUAUUCACAAAUGAGAGUAGUUAAGGUCGAAAGAAUAGAAAAUCCAUCUCUUUUCCUGAAAUAUGCCCAGAAUAGACAAGAUUUUCUUCGUCGUCUUGAAAUUACAAAUCGACUAUUUGAAUUUCCUAGAGUGACAAAAAUUGGACCAAUCAAAACAACGGUAAACAUGAACAAGAAUGUAUUUACAGAUAUACAUUCUGAAAUAAAUGAGCAUUACUUGUUCCAUGGUACUUCAGAAGCUACGGUCAGAGCCAUUGCAAAUGAUGGUCUAGAUGUCCGUUUAGCAGGCGAUGGUAUGUUCGGACGAGGAAUUUAUGCGGCAGAGUGUCCAACGAAGAGUGACCAUUAUACAGGUGAUAUCUUAUCUAUGUUUGACUCGGUCAUGUCGGCUAUUCAUGGAAAGCAUAGAGAAUUUAUAACUUAUGAUCAAAACAGAUGUUCAAGUUAUCCAGAAUAUAUAAUAACUUAUAAAAGAGUUUGA
Molecule: messenger RNA, 675 nt
Organism: Mytilus californianus (California mussel)
Lineage: Eukaryota; Metazoa; Mollusca; Bivalvia; Mytilida; Mytilidae
Exons: 2
Coding region: 1-675 (224 amino acids)
Molecular function (GO): NAD+ poly-ADP-ribosyltransferase activity
Source: RefSeq, a predicted model, not a curated record